Molecule: messenger RNA, 1623 nt
Organism: Sphenostylis stenocarpa
Lineage: Eukaryota; Viridiplantae; Streptophyta; Magnoliopsida; Fabales; Fabaceae
Source: the annotation of a GenBank genome assembly
AUGGUUAGUGGGUUCGGGUCACACCCGCAACUUGUUGCGUGGAAACAUGUAGUAGUGACCGGUCAUAGGGGUGGAGCCACCUUGUUUUUUCCGACUUUGGUAACGCUGUUUGAAGUCAGAGAAGAAACAUUGAUGCUGUUGCGCAACCCUUCUUGGACAGCAUUGUUGCUAUCAGCCACCACAAGGAGGAUCUUCAACCACCGCUUUUCUACACCUUCGUUCAUGGCGUCUCAAGCAUUGGACUGCAAUUUGCUGGUUUUAUGUGGAAAAUCAUUGGCAGAGAAUGAAACUGCCAAAGCUAUAAAAACCAAUAACACUCUCAAGCUCCCUGGGAAUGGAGUAUACUCCCUCAUUUUGCAUGCGGAGCUUGAUAAGGCUGUUAUGCAAGGGUCUUUUCAAAUUCACUCCUUUAUGGAUUCUCUUUCCACCAAUCAAUUUGGCAGGCUUCUCAUCUGGUCCCCUCAGUUACCUUCAACACAUGAUAUCGUUUCACAAAAUUUUUGUGAGCUUCCCAUUGGUUCAGUUUGUGUUGCUGAUGUUCAGACCAAGGGACGAGGUCGGUCGAAGAAUGUCUGGGAGUCUCCAUUGGGUUGCCUCAUGUUUUCUUUUACUUUGCAAAUGGAGGAUGGCCGAGUUGUUCCUUUGGUUCAGUAUGUGGUUUCCCUAGCUAUUACAGAGGCAGUCAAGGAUAUCUGUUACAAAAAUGGGUUACCCAGCAUAGAUGUUAAAAUCAAGUGGCCAAACGAUCUUUACUUAAAUGGCUCUAAAGUUGGGGGCAUUCUCUGCACCUCAUCAUAUAAAUCAAAGAAGUUCAACGUUAGUGCAGGAAUAGGCUUGAAUGUCAAUAAUGAGAAGCCAACAACAUCCUUAAAUACAGUUUUGAACGAGUUGUCUACAGGAGCUUACCAAUUUCAAAGAGAAGAUAUUCUAGCUGCCUUUUUUAAAAAAUUUGAGGAACUUUAUGGUUUAUUUGUGAAUCAAGGAUUUCAGACUCUAGAGGAGCUAUAUAUUAAAACAUGGUUGCACAGGGGUCAAUCUGAAUCUCCAACAUUUUGUCACAAUGCUGACUAUGAAGCAGAAAUACUCUUCUUGUUGGAGACGUUAGACGCGUUUACUGGAUCAGCAAUUCCUCAACACUUACAUGACAUGGGCUGGCUUCUGGAAAAUGAAGAUUCUAACCGUGUAAAAGACUAUGUGUUUACAGUAAAUCUUGGGUAUGUGGACAAAAGAAAAUCUAUACGUGAAUAUGGUGUUGUGCUUUCCAGUGCGCGAGGAGUGCCACGUGUCAGAGAUGAUGAAUGCAGUGCAGCGUAUGGUUUGACUGGGCCUUUGGUCAAUGUCUUGCAAAGAGAAAAGGAAAUGUCCCUGAUCCUCUGCGCCUGGACUAGUCUUCGCCCUAAACGAAAGCAACCUCUCGACACGUUUUUACACCCACCCUACCACAAAAAUAUCUCCCAGAUGAACCUAGCAAGGUGCCACAACUACACUGUAUCUCUGACUAUCUUCAUGCGCUGUGGCGGCGUAGAAACACAGCACCUUAUCUCCUACUGCCACCUCAUCUCACCGGAAAAAUACCUUCUCUCGUUCAUCACUGAUCCCCUCCUUAACUUCCCCAUAGAGUAA